AUCAUGUCCAUUUACAAGGAACCUCCCCCAGGAAUGUUUGUUGUGCCUGAUCCCCACGACAUGACCAAGAUUCAUGCCUUGAUCACAGGCCCCUUUGACACGCCUUAUGAAGGGGGUUUCUUCUUGUUCCUGUUUCGCUGUCCUCCAGAUUAUCCCAUCCACCCCCCAAGGGUCAAACUGAUGACUACAGGAAAUAACACAGUGAGGUUUAACCCCAACUUCUACCGCAAUGGGAAGGUCUGCCUGAGUAUCCUGGGCACCUGGACAGGACCUGCCUGGAGCCCAGCACAGAGUAUCUCCUCAGUCCUCAUCUCCAUCCAGUCCCUGAUGACUGAGAACCCUUACCACAACGAGCCUGGCUUUGAGCAGGAGAGACACCCUGGGGACAGCAAGAACUAUAACGAGUGCAUUCGGCACGAGACCAUCCGGGUGGCAGUGUGUGACAUGCUGGAAGGAAAAUGUCCCUGUCCUGAGCCAUUAAGGGGAGUAAUGGAGAAAUCCUUCAUGGAAUACUAUGACUUCUACGAAGGAGUGUGUAAAGAGAGACUUUAUCUCCAAGGACAAACCAUGCAGGAUCCUUUUGGGGAGAAACGAGGCCACUUUGACUAUCAAUCUCUCCUGGUGCGUUUGCAAGGGAUUCGACAGAAGGUGCAGGAGAAACACCAACAGGAGAGCACAGAGAUAGACUCUGAGAGCAGCUCCUCUGAGACAGAGACAGACACUCAGGGCUGCUCCAAAGCUUAGAGCCACAGAGAGGCCAAGCCAUGGGGAUGUUCUGGCUGCACAGAGAACCCCUGAGAGACUCACCAAGCAAACCAAUGCCAGAGCAGGGAAAACUGU
This is a messenger RNA of Acanthisitta chloris (rifleman), 840 nucleotides long. RefSeq names its product ubiquitin-conjugating enzyme E2Z (gene UBE2Z). Gene Ontology annotation, biological process: negative regulation of apoptotic process. Gene Ontology annotation, molecular function: ubiquitin conjugating enzyme activity; cysteine-type endopeptidase inhibitor activity. Gene Ontology annotation, cellular component: nucleus. NCBI's taxonomy places the organism in Eukaryota, Metazoa, Chordata, Aves, Passeriformes, Acanthisittidae. The transcript is spliced from 6 exons. Bases 4 to 744 code for a protein of 246 amino acids. The record is from RefSeq and is a predicted model, not a curated record.